Diversispora eburnea is the source of this 876-nucleotide messenger RNA. The record is from the annotation of a GenBank genome assembly. NCBI's taxonomy places the organism in Eukaryota, Fungi, Glomeromycota, Glomeromycetes, Diversisporales, Diversisporaceae.
AUGCAUCAUACAUUUCUUCUAAUUAGCGAUGUUCAUUAUCGUUUAGACAACGUUGAAAAACUUAAAAAAUGGUUAAUACAAAAAGACAGAUUGAAAGAUUCAAUUAUUGUUUCUGGUGAUCUUGUAAAUGCGGAUUUUUUUACUCCUUUGACAACUGAAAAGGAUAAAAAAGAAUUUCGUGAAUUAUUAUCUACUUUAGAAAAAUUUGGCAAACCAUUAUAUUAUAUACCUGGAAAUCAUGAUCCGGAUACAACUUUUCUUCCAUCAUCAUCAGAUGAAGAAACUUUGAAUGCGAUAAAUUUCCACCAAAAAGUUAUUCAGAUAUCAUCGGGAUUAAGUAUUGUAGGAUUUGGUGGGUCAACGGAUGCAGUUUGGAAAAAUCAACCAGAAACUGUCGUUUGGCCAGCUUUUCCUAAAAAUACCGAAUCACUCUUCAUCGAGAAAUUACCAAUUCUAUUGGAUCAAAUUAAAGAUGAUGACAUCAUUCUAAUUACUCAUGUUGGUCCUUCUAAGGUUGGAACCACUGAUGUGGACAAAUUUCCUUUGAAGGAACCUUCAACUGCUAUCGAGGCUGGCAGCCCAGUUUUACGCAAGAUUCUCGAAUCGAAAACUUCAACUCCCGAAAAUCCAUUAAAUUAUAAUAUUGUAAUAAAUAUUCAUGGUCAUUCACAUUAUCCUUUUGGCCUUUCACACAUAGGCCAAACCAUGGUGAUUAACCCUGGUCCCCUUGGUGAUGGUAGAUUUGCGAUCCUUACAUUAAGUCAAUUAGAUAAAGAAAUUUUAUUACAAAGAGAUAAAGAAAGGAUUAAUUAUUAUAGAAAUUUCAAUAAGUCUAAUUUUUGGGUUAUGGAAGGAUUAGAAUUUUUUUUUGUAUAA